Molecule: messenger RNA, 324 nt
Organism: Microthlaspi erraticum
Lineage: Eukaryota; Viridiplantae; Streptophyta; Magnoliopsida; Brassicales; Brassicaceae
Source: the annotation of a GenBank genome assembly
AUGGCUUUCUGUCGCAACAGUGUUUACACCAGCGAUUAUGAGGGCAUCGAACGCAACACCAACUUUAGAACAUACCUUGGCAAGCGAGGGGUUGGGAUUCCGAAAAGAUGUCGAUGUGGUGGGGACGUUGAUCUUCGCACCGCUCAUGAUGGUAGGAAAUUCUUCGAGUGCACGAAUGACACCAUGGAUGGUCAGGCACACGUUAAAACGUGGUGGGAGGAAGCUAUCACCGAGCAGUUUGAUGAGCUUUACAACGAGCUGGAUGAAAACAAGUUUUUUAGGUGUUUCAAACCCUUAAUCCCUGCUCAUAUCAUUGCAGCAUAG